AUGAUCUGUACGACCUACAUCACUGCAGAAAAAGACGUGCUUGGGAUUGACGCCACCCUCGCCAUAUUUAGCCCGCUGCUGAAGCCGAAGAUUCUAAACCCAAAGGCCAUGCUUCUUGUCCUCUUUGUCUGUGAUAUUGAGGACAUGUGGAGUAGGGACACACUGGACCAGGACGUCGCCCGUGCAACAAAAUACCUCUCUGAACCCGAGACAACUGAUGACAAUGACGCCGACCUAAUUAGAAAUAGGAGAGCAAGCUCUUUUUUCAGCAACGUCAGCAAAUCGUUCGAUUUAUACAAAAAGUCCACAGGGUUUGGCACACUCACAAGAAAAUAUGGGUUGAAGAUGAGAGGCAACAACACAAUUGUGGCCCACUGGCCAAUGCGACCUGGAAAGAACGCACCUCAAGAGGUAUUUGAUAUCCUGGAGGCAUCCGGCGCCUCUGGCUAUGAGCGGUACGUCGAGUGGGAAUGGGCAUGA
Molecule: messenger RNA, 480 nt
Organism: Penicillium digitatum Pd1
Lineage: Eukaryota; Fungi; Ascomycota; Eurotiomycetes; Eurotiales; Aspergillaceae
Source: RefSeq, a predicted model, not a curated record